AUGUCGUACGCCAUUCGUAUUCCUCGGUUUUCCCCCUUCUCGUCCCUCUUUCCCAUGGGUCUUCUUCACGAAUCCCACUUCACAGUCGUUGCUGACCCUGUCACCCGGGCAGUGGUCGACAAGUACAGAUACAUUACGGGAGAGGAGGGGCCGUGGGGGCCUGCCAUGAUCAACUUGGACCGUUUGCGCCGGGCCGUUCACACCACACUCUUCCAUUGUUGGAAAUCCAACCACUUCGCUCCCACCACCUUCAAGACGUGCCCCGCCUUGGGCCAUGCUGAGGUAUGCUCCCUCAUCUGCAUCAGCAGCGCAAUCAGCUUUUGUCCCAGGCGGAAGAUACCAUUAUCGGCCCCCAUCUGUCACGACCCUGCUGCAAGACCACCUAGCUUCGAGGAGAUGAUACUUAUCCAUUGGCUGGAGCCCUUUUUGGUCGCUAACCUCGUCUCUCAUUCGUUUUCGAAGCAGCGGGAUCCCCGCGAAGAUCUUCUGAGCCCUGGUUCGCGCUAA
Messenger RNA from Colletotrichum lupini, 507 nucleotides. RefSeq lists its product as uncharacterized. The coding region runs from base 1 to 507 and encodes 168 amino acids. NCBI's taxonomy places the organism in Eukaryota, Fungi, Ascomycota, Sordariomycetes, Glomerellales, Glomerellaceae. The record is from RefSeq and is a predicted model, not a curated record. The transcript is spliced from 2 exons.